Helianthus annuus (common sunflower) is the source of this 4609-nucleotide messenger RNA. RefSeq names its product MAP3K epsilon protein kinase 1. Gene Ontology annotation, cellular component: cytoplasm. Gene Ontology annotation, biological process: protein phosphorylation. Lineage: Eukaryota; Viridiplantae; Streptophyta; Magnoliopsida; Asterales; Asteraceae. Gene Ontology annotation, molecular function: ATP binding; protein binding; protein serine/threonine kinase activity. The coding region runs from base 218 to 4342 and encodes 1374 amino acids. The record is from RefSeq and is a predicted model, not a curated record. The transcript has 24 exons.
UUGGAGCAACCCAACAGUAUUUUGCCCUCUUCCCCUUUUUAUUUUCCUUAUUAUUAUUAUUUUUUCGCCGGAGAUUCAGCUGCCGAUCACUUUCAGCCGGGCCACCCCCAAUCCCUAAUUCCACACUCUCAUUCCGCUUUCUUCCACUUGCAUGACCGAAUUCUCCUUCUAGGGUUACUCAUAACCCUCCCACUUACUCAAAUUCAAACACGCAGAGAUGUCUCGGCAAGCCACCACCACCGCCUUACAUAAGUCCAAAACCCUAGACAACAAAUAUAUGCUUGGAGAUGAGAUUGGGAAAGGAGCAUAUGGUCGAGUGUACAAGGGCUUGGACUUGGAGAAUGGAGAUUUUGUCGCAAUAAAACAAGUUUCUUUGGAGAAUAUUGCACAAGAGGAUCUUAACAUCAUCAUGCAAGAGAUUGACUUGCUUAAGAAUUUGAACCACAAAAAUAUAGUCAAAUAUCUUGGAUCAUUAAAGACAAAGACACAUCUUCAUAUAAUUCUUGAAUAUGUGGAGAAUGGUUCACUUGCAAACAUCAUCAAACCGAACAAAUUUGGGCCAUUUCCCGAAUCAUUGGUGGCUGUUUAUAUAGCUCAGGUUUUGGAAGGCUUGGUUUAUUUACACGAACAAGGGGUAAUUCAUCGGGAUAUUAAGGGUGCUAAUAUCCUGACUACUAAAGAGGGUCUCGUUAAAUUAGCAGAUUUUGGGGUAGCCACAAAGCUAACUGAGGCUGAUGUUAAUACACAUUCAGUUGUUGGCACGCCUUACUGGAUGGCUCCCGAGGUCAUUGAAAUGUCAGGAGUUUGUGCUGCAUCUGAUAUAUGGAGUGUGGGUUGUACUGUGAUUGAGCUACUUACUUGCGUUCCUCCUUAUUACGAUCUUCAACCCAUGCCAGCUCUAUUUAGGAUUGUUCAGGACGAGAAUCCUCCAAUACCAGAUAGCUUGUCACCUGGCUUAACUGAUUUUCUCCACCAGUGCUUUAAAAAGGAUGCUAGACUGAGACCUGAUGCAAAGACACUGCUUUCCCACCCUUGGAUACAAAAUUCUAGGCGUGUUGUAUUGCAAUCUUCACUCCGGCAUAGUGGCACACUUAGAAAUAUUGAUGAUGAUGGUUCAGUGGGUGUCAAAAGUUCAAAUGCAGAUGACCUAAGCACUGUUGAGAACCUAUCUGCAGAGACAGUUAAAGAAAAUAAAACAGAGUUGCUAUUAGCUGAGGUUACACUCGCUGGCAAUACUUACGAAGAAAAUAAUUCUACUGUUGAGGUAAAAGAAGAUGCAUCUGAAGACGUGUCAGCAGACAAAGUUGCCACCUUAGCGAUUCAUGAAAAGCCACCGUUAGAAUCUUCUGCUACCGAUGAAUCACCUUAUCAACCAGAGGUCAACGAGUCAUUAGAAUUGAAUCCUACUGACGUACCGAUAAAUGGUGAAUCUGGAUCUACAUCAAAGUCAAAAACCACAGUAGACAAAAUAGUCAAAGAAAAUGGAAGCAGUUUACAUAAUUCUGGGCGCAAAGUCCAUGACUACAGUCCUCGCAAGAAUGUGAAGGCUGGAAGAAUAAAUGACGGAAACGGGCUCAGUAAAUUUAGUGACACACCUGGAGAUGCUUCAUUGGAUGAUUUAUUUCAACCAGUAGAUAACAAGCAUCUGGAUGAUCGGUCAGCUGAAGCUUCAACAUCUGCUUCCUCAUCACACGUGAAUCAAGGCAACACAUAUGCUAACGAUAGUGGAAAAACCGACUUGGCUACACAAUUACGAGCUACUAUCGCUCAAAAACAAAUGGAGAAUGAACCAGGCCAUUCUAACGGUGGAGAUAUACUUCAUUUGAUGAUGGGCGUUUUAAAGGAGGAUGUAAUCGGUAUUGAUGGUCUGGGUUUUGAUGAUAAACUACCUGCGGACAAUCUUGGCCACCUUCAGGCUGUUGAAUUCGGCAAACUAGUUUCACAACUGAGACCAGAAGAACCCGAAGAUGUGAUCGUGUCAUCUUGUCACAAGUUAACUAUGUUUUUUCAACACCGACCCGAGCAGAAACAUGCCUUUAUGACGCAACACGGGUUGCUUCCUCUUCUGGAAUUGCUUGAGGUCCCUAGGACACGGGUGCAGGUUAUAUGCUCUGUGCUGCAGGUUUUAAAUCAAAUUAUCAAGGAUAACACCGACUUUCAGGAAAAUGCUUGUCUUGUUGGCCUUGUCCCUGUUGUUAUGGGCUUUGCGGUGCCUGAUAGAACACGAGAAGUUCGUAUGGAAGCUGCUUACUUUUUGCAGCAACUUUGUCAGUCAAGCUCAUUGACAUUGCAAAUGUUUAUUGCUUGCCGUGGGAUACCUGUACUUGUGGGAUUUCUCGAGGCUGAUUAUGCAAAAUACAGGGAAAUGGUUCACCUAGCUAUUGAUGGCAUGUGGCAAGUAUUUAAGCUUCAGAGAUCAACCCUGCGGAACGAUUUUUGUCGAAUAGCUGCAAAAAAUGGAAUAUUACUCAGGCUUAUAAAUACCCUUUACAGCUUAAAUGAGGCAACAAGGCUAGCUUUAAUAUCUGGUGUCGGUGGUUUUUCAAUGGACGGUUCAGCCACGCGCCCCCGCUCUGGCCCGCUAGACCCUAAUAAUCAUACUUUCAUCCAGAGCGAGAGUUCAACCAACGGCUUGGAUCAUUCUGACUACCAUAAAGUCAAACAUUCUGUAACCGAUCAUCCUCAAGAGUCUUCUAGACUUUCAUCUUCUCAGUCACCCGAUUCAAGAUUCUUCACACUAGAAACAGAUAAACAACAUCAAUCAAGCAACACUAGUGCUGAAGCUCCAGUUACUUCAAAAUCACCAGAUUUUACUGACCCUUCACAAGAUGCAGAACCUAAACAAAGACUUUCUAAUUUCGGAAGGUUGUCUAUUGACAGGCCUAGAAAAUCUAUGGAUAUUGUAUCGAACGGGCAUUCUGCUACAGCUCAGCAAGAAAACGUCAGACCACUUUUAAGUUUGUUGGAUAAGGAACCACCGUCACGACAUUUUUCAGGUCAGCUUGAGUAUGUUCGGCAUCUUACGGGAUUGGAGAAACAUGAAAGCAUACUUCCUCUUUUGCAUUCUUCUAAUGAGAAGAAAUCCAACGGUCUAGAUUUCCUGAUGGCUGAAUUUGCUGAGGCUUCGAGUCGUGGACGAGAAAAUGCUAACACUGAGGUGGUGACUAAGACCACACAUAAAUUCGCUAAUAAGAAAACGACGGUGGUGGCAUCCAACGAGGUAGGGGCUUCCACAUCGGGAGUCGCAUCUCAGACAGCAUCAGCUGUACUCUCGGGUUCCGGAGUUCUUAACGCUAGACCAGGGAGUGCCACGUCAUCAGGACUCUUGUCCCACAUGGUAUCACCAUGGAAUGCUGACGUGGCUCGCGAAUAUCUUGAAAAGGUUGCAGAUCUGUUACUUGAGUUUGCCGGUGCUGACUCAACCGUGAAGUCCUACAUGUGUAGCCAAAGUUUGCUUAGCCGACUCUUUCAGAUGUUCAACAAAAUAGAACCGCCUAUCUUGUUGAAGUUAUUAAAAUGCAUUAAUCAUUUGUCGACCGAUCCACACUGCUUGGAGCAUUUGCAACGAGCGGAUGCAAUUAAACAUCUUAUUCCGAACCUUGACCUCAAAGAUGGUCCUCUCGUGUCUCAAAUUCAUCACGAGGUCCUCAAUGCUCUGUUCAACCUAUGCAAGAUAAACAAGAGGAGACAAGAACAAGCAGCGGAAAACGGAAUAAUUCCACACUUAAUGCGUUUCAUAAUGUCGGAUUCUCCACUACGACAAUACGCAUUACCUUUGUUAUGUGAUAUGGCCCAUGCAUCGCGUAAUUCAAGGGAGCAAUUACGCGCUCAUGAUGGGAUGGACGUUUACUUAAGUUUACUCGAAGACCAACUUUGGUCUGUAACAGCGUUAGAUUCAAUUGCUGUUUGUUUGGCACACGAUAAUGACAACAAGAAAGUGGAACAAGCUUUGCUCAAAAAGGACGCUGUUCAGAAAUUGGUCAAGUUCUUCCAGUGCUGUCCAGAACAGUAUUUCUUGCACAUACUAGAGCCCUUUUUAAAGAUUAUCACGAAAUCAUCUCGAAUAAAUACUACUUUGGCUGUUAAUGGCUUGACACCGUUGCUCAUAACAAGACUUGAUCACCCGGAUGCCAUUGCUCGUCUCAAUCUGCUCAAACUAAUAAAGGCUGUAUAUGAACAUCAUCCACGUCCAAAGCAACUUAUUGUGGAAAACAACUUGCCUCAAAAACUUCAAAAUUUAAUUGAAGAACGCAGAGACGGUCAAAGUUCUGGAGGUCAAGUGUUGGUGAAACAGAUGGCAACUUCACUGCUAAAAGCGCUCCAUAUCAACACUGUUCUAUGAUGCAGGCCGAUCGGCCAUUUAUUUGUCGGCCUUUCUUUUAUCUUUUCAUUGCACAUGUAAAUAUAAUUUUUGGUGUGUGAUGUAAUUAGGUCUGCCUUUUCAUUUCUUGAAAUCACUUUGUUGUGUGUGUGUUUUUUUUGUAUUGUGGUUAUUUGUCUUCCAUUAAAAUUAUCUACCAUGUAUAACAAAAGUGUAUAGAUUUAUUCUUAUGAGUGCUGAAGAACACCACGCUGUAUUUCUACUAUAAUUAGUUUGUUUUUCACUAUC